UAAAUUUAGGGUGAGUUAGCCUUCUUGUAAGAAGAAUUUGUAAUGUACAUUGUAGAUCUAUUUAAUUGUAAUUAUUUUAAUAGAUUAUUUCAAUAGCUGUGUACAUUGUGAGUUUCGUGCGGGUGUUUUUUAUGAGUACUUUUGUGAUGUGAACUUUCUAAUUUGGAUGAUAACUGUGAAUUCACAAACCUAAGUACAAUGUGAUUUACUUAUUGGAUUGGACUAUAUACUGCCACAAUGAGUUCGUCGUUGGCAGAGUUUGAGGAGAUCCAGAGAGCGGCCAAAGAAAGAGCUGAUAUUGUUGCCAAAUAUGAUCUGGGGCGUGAGGAAGGAGCUCAGAUUGACCCCUGGGAGGACCCUGCUUUUGAAGUGUACCAUGUGACAGACAGAUAUGGCUUCAUUCAUGACAGGGCCUUGCCUACACAUAUGGACGCUGCAGAGGAGAAGGCUAAACUAGUCGAGAGAGAGAGAACGACCAAAUGGCUCAAAAUGUUAAGCAAGUGGGAUAAAUACUUCCCAGGGGAAAAGCUAACUCGACGUGUGUACAAAGGAAUACCAGACUGUGUGCGAGGAGAGGUCUGGUCAAAGUUGCUUAACAUUCCCAGAGUCAAAGCUGAGCAGGAAGGCAUUUACAUGAAAAUGCGUGAAAGAGCUCGAACAAAGUCAACAUCCAUCCGCCAGAUUGACCUAGAUGUGAACAGAACGUACAGGAAUCACAUAAUGUUCAGAGAGAGAUAUGGAGUAAAACAGCAAGCAUUGUUUCAUGUCCUGGCAGCCUACUCUGUCUACAACACUGAGAUUGGUUACUGUCAAGGGAUGAGCGAGAUAGCAGCACUGUUACUGAUGUACAUGAACGAAGAGGAUGCAUUUUGGGGACUGUCCCAACUGUUUGUUAGUCCAAGGCACAUGAUGCAUGGUUUCUUCAUGCAUGGCUUCCCAAAGCUGCUUCGGUUCCAGGAACAUCAUGAUAACGUUUUAAAGAAGUUUGUUCCGAAAAUCAGGAAACAUAUGGAAAAAAAUGAGAUGUACCCAGCUCUCUACACCAUCAAGUGGUUCCUGCAAUGCUUUCUAGACAGGACCCCAUUUCAUCUGACAUUACGUCUGUGGGACGUUCACAUGUUAGAAGGUGACCAGUUGCUAGUGGCUAUGGCCUACUGUAUCAUCAAAAUGCAUCGGCGUCGUAUCAUGAAAAUGCAGAUGGAUGACCUGCUGACAUUCUUCCAGAGCAACCUGGAAAAAGAUUUCUCCUACGACAAUGACACUGUGAUAGAGCAGCUCCAGAUCUGCAUGGAGGAGCUGAAGAAGGCCAGGAUGUCCCUGCCGCCCAAGCCCAAGGCCAACGAAGCCCCGACCCUCCCGUUUGGCUUGGAGAUCCAGCCCAGCGUGGAGCAGCUGAUUGGGAGGAGGUCGGAGGAGACUGUAGACGAGCACUUCCGGAAGAAUGUGCCCAGGCAGAGCGGGGGCAAGGCGGCUUACUUGCGGAGGAAAAACACCGGAGGGAGUCUGUCAGGGGGGAACAACUUGCUGAGCACGCCAGAAAUGUCCAGAAGUCACAUGGAUACCAGAUCAUUGCAGUCUCGGAUGUCGCAGUACUCUAUAGACGACAAAUCGUCUUAUUAUGACACCGCCACAAACUCUAGGCUGUCCCUGGUGGAUUACAGCGCCAAGACCUCUGCUCCUAGUUCUCGCACGUCUUUCGGAGAGAACUCGGAGAUGGGGAGUAUGUCUGCGUUGGGUCAUGGUUUCACUACACCAAUAGACUUGGAUGAUGUUGGAGUGGACAUGGCAACGCCCACCACUCCAACCAAUCCCCCCCUUCCUGGGGCCCAGUAUGUGGUAACAAACAGUCCGCCACCCGUUAUGUCCCAGUCCUAUGAACAGCCGAGAUCGACGGCAUCUCAUGACCACCAGGGUACAUUGAAAUCUUCAGCCUCCUUGGAAAUUUCCCCUCGCCGAGUGGUCACAACGUUUGACAGUUCCCCUGGUGUUGUGACCUCUCGGGAACACGCAGUUCGACCCUCCCAUAAGCAUAGACCAGGGAAGUCUAUUCCAACUUCUUCCUCAUCAUACGACAAUAAUUUUAAAAUUGCACCAGCUGUAAGCCACCAUCAGAUGAAAAGUUCAAGGUCGUAUGAAGCCAACCACACGUCGGGAAGUACAACCCCGAAGCACUCGUCCUCUUAUGAACAACACGUCAACCGAACAAACGAGUUUCAGCCCCAGCAGACUGCUGUAACAACGGCGGGAACUAGCAAUGAACAAAAAAUAAGUGCGAUGGAAGAUAGCGACUCCACCAAAUCUCCCGCAGGUUCAACAACCUCUGACUAUGAUAACAUAAACGGCAUGUAUGAGGUAGAGGCGGAGGAACCAAACAACAGGUAUGGUUCUCGUGGGGACAACAUCACCAUCAUACCAAUCAGCAAGUCGGACGGCUUUGUGACUAGCACUGGAGCUGCGGAAAUGGUCAUACUGAAUGGCAUUGACGGAAGGGUCACCUCCCAAAUGAAAAUGACCAAAACUGAUCAUGAUAUUCAGCGUGCACACCAACGAGACCGCAGAGAUCAGAGAAACGUAGACUAUCAAAAUGGCUACCAGGUGGAGAGGCAGAUGAGUUAUCAGGUUUCUCAGGCAACGUCCUCACAAACCAAGUCAGUGUACACAAAGACUAUAGAAAAAACGGCUUACUUGUAGUUUUAGUUGGCACCUCUAGGCAGGCAACAAGUUGUUUUGAAUGUAUGCAGAGUUAGAGAGCUAAGUUUGUUUUGAAUGUAUAUUUCUACGAUUUUCAAAACUAUUUGGCUUACAAAUGAUUGGGAAUGGAUACUUAACCUGUCUCCAAAUCCAAGGGCGUGUUGGUCAAUGUUAACACUAGGCUGUGGCAAACUCUGUGUUGUGUUAUUUAUUUGUUUAGAUUAGGAACAGGUGUUCUGUUUGCUGUUUGAAACCCACAUUUGAUAACUGUAAAAAAAAAAAAAAAAAAAACAACUGAUGCUGUGGAAA
Messenger RNA from Biomphalaria glabrata, 3000 nucleotides. RefSeq names its product USP6 N-terminal-like protein. NCBI's taxonomy places the organism in Eukaryota, Metazoa, Mollusca, Gastropoda, Planorbidae. Bases 238 to 2691 code for a protein of 817 amino acids. The transcript is spliced from 14 exons. The record is from RefSeq and is a predicted model, not a curated record.